This is a messenger RNA of Fundulus heteroclitus (mummichog), 3224 nucleotides long. RefSeq names its product nuclear factor of kappa light polypeptide gene enhancer in B-cells 2 (p49/p100) (gene nfkb2). NCBI's taxonomy places the organism in Eukaryota, Metazoa, Chordata, Actinopteri, Cyprinodontiformes, Fundulidae. The transcript has 24 exons. The record is from RefSeq and is a predicted model, not a curated record. Gene Ontology annotation, molecular function: protein binding; DNA-binding transcription factor activity, RNA polymerase II-specific; RNA polymerase II cis-regulatory region sequence-specific DNA binding. Bases 169 to 2850 code for a protein of 893 amino acids. Gene Ontology annotation, biological process: response to cytokine; canonical NF-kappaB signal transduction; non-canonical NF-kappaB signal transduction. Gene Ontology annotation, cellular component: cytoplasm.
CGGAACCGGAAGUCCCCUGCCUUAGGUCUGUGGGGGUUUGACGCUUCUGGGUCCAGUUAGGGAGUUUUUGUCGGAACCAGAGGCGGACAGAGUCAGAGCCGAGGAAGAAAACAGGAGAACCGGCAGGACCAGAGUCCUCUUCAUCGUCCUCCUCAUCAUCGUCCAGAGAUGGCUGGAGCUCUGAGGAUGACGGAGCCUCAGUUCAUGAACUACGAGAACGACGUGCCGUUACCAAACUUCCUGCACUAUGACUUCAUUCCUCCGAUGGAGAUAAAGACCGAGCUCUACAUACCUGAGACAGCUCAUGGUCCGUAUAUCCAGAUCAUUGAGGAGCCCAAACAGAGGGGGUUCCGGUUCCGUUACGAGUGUGAGGGUCCAUCCCAUGGCGGGCUCCCAGGGGCCUCCAGCGAGAAGAACCGGAGAACGUAUCCCACCGUGAAGAUCAACAACUACGUGGGCCACGCCCGGGUGGAGGUCCAGCUGGUGACCCACACCGACCCGGCCCGGGUCCACGCGCACAGCCUGGUGGGACGCCACUGCAACGAGAACGGCACCUGCAUGCUGGACAUCGGACCCAACGACCUCACCGCCUCGUUCAGUAACCUGGGCAUCCUCCAUGUGACCAAGAAGGGCGUGGUGGAGGUGUUGGCCAGAAGGCUGAGGGAGGAGAGGAGGAGACAGAAAGGAGCCCACUGUCCUCUGACAGACUCGGAGGAGUCGUCCAUCCUGAAGGAGGCCAAGGAGCUGGGGAAGGUCAUGGACCUGAACAUCGUGCGUCUGCGCUUCACCGCCUACCUGCAGGACAGCAACGGAGGCUUCACCCGAGCGCUCAAGCCCGUCGUGUCCAACCCCAUCUAUGACAGCAAGUCGCCCAACGCCUCCAACCUGAAGAUCUCCCGCAUGGACAGGACGUGCGGUUCUGUGCUCGGCGGCGACGAGAUCUUCCUGCUGUGUGACAAGGUGCAGAAAGACGACAUCGAGAUCCGCUUCUACGAGGAGGACGAGGAGGGCUGCUGGGAGGCGUUCGGGGACUUCUCUCCCACCGACGUUCACAAACAGUACGCCAUCGUGUUCAAAACGCCGCCCUACCACAGCGCCGAGAUCGACCGGCCCGUCACCGUCUUCCUGCAGCUGAGGAGGAAGAAGGCCGGCGACAGCAGCGACCCCAAGCAGUUCACCUACAUCCCCCAGGUGCAAGACAAAGAAGAGGUUCUGAGGAAGAAGCAGAAGCCUCUUCCUCACUACGACUGGCGAGGAGGAGGAGGAGGAGGAAGAGGAAGAGACGGAGGAGCAGGAACCGGUGGCUUUGGAGGAGCUGCAGGAGGAGCUGCAGGAGGAGCAGGUUUCCAGUUCCAGCAGAUGAACGGUGGCGGUGGAGGCGGAGCUUUCUUCACAGGAGGCUUUACAGGCUUUGCCUCAGGGGGCGGGGCUCAGAUGUCAGGCUCCGCCCCCCAGCAGGGCGAGGCCCAGUCCGGCUCGGUUCUGCAGCAGCAGCUGCUUCGGAUCGCCGCCUCCCUCAGUAACCGGGUCGGUCAGAGCGCCCGGCAGACCGCCGCCGCCCUGCUGCAGUACUGCAGCACCGGGGACCCCCGCGUCCUCCUCGCCCUGCAGAGACACCUGUGUGGCAUCCAGGACGCCAACGGAGACACGCCGCUGCACCUGGCCAUCAUCCACCAGCAGACGUCGGUCAUCCAGCAGCUGGUCCAGACGCUGCUGAGCAGCCAGCAGCACGCCGUCCUCAACACCGCCAACCACCUGCAGCAGACCCCGCUACACCUGGCCGUCAUCACGCGGCAGCUGAAGGUGACGGAGGCGCUGCUGAGGGCGGGAGCCGACCCCAGCCUGGUGGACAAAGAUGGCCGCAGCCCGCUUCACCUGGCGGCGCUGACCGGGGACACCGCCGCGCUCCGCCUACUGCUCACUCACCUGGGAGAACGCCACGCCCACCUGGUGAACAUGUCCGACUACCACGGCCUGCAGCCGCUGCACCUGGCCGUCAGGAGGGACGGCGAGCGCUGCCUCCGCCUGCUGGUGGAGGGCGGGGCCAAGAUAAACGCCCCCGAGCAGAAGAGCGGGAACACGGCGCUGCACCUGGCCGUCAGAGAGAACCUGUUCAAGGUGGCGUGCACGCUCAUCACAGAGCUGAAGGCCGACGUCAACGCCUGCACGUUCGGAGGAAACACGCCGCUCCACCUGGCGGCCAGCCUGGGCUCGCCCACGCUCUGCUCCAUGCUGAUCGCUGCAGGUGCUGAUAAGAAAAUGGAAAACGAUGAGCCGCUCUUCUUCAGCUCCUCCUCAGACGAGGAACAAGACGAACCAAUCAGGGAGCGAGGAGACAACACGCAGCCAAUCAGCAAUCGCAAGAGACCAGCAGGAGGCCACACCCCUCUGGACCUGGCUACCAGUCAGAAGGUGAAGAACCUGCUGAACUCCAGACAGAGUCCAAAGGUGAGCCGGCACGUGGAUAAGAAGAUCAGGACGAGCAGCAGUGAAGACGCUGAGCGUUCUGGGCUGGACGAGGACACGCUGACCCGGCUGGUGGAGGUUCUGACCGUGGGAGACAUUCCCUGGAUAAAGCUGGCGGAGAAGCUGGGAAUGAUGACCCUGACCCACCUGUACCUGGACAGCCCCACGCCCUGCCAGCACCUGCUGCAGCACUACAAGCUGGGCGGAGGUCCUGUUGAAGGUUUGGUGGAAGCUCUGCAGGCUCUGGGUCUGACAGAAGGAGUGCGACUGCUGAGGAACAGCGAGCUACAAGACGACAAACACAGCUCAGAUGCCACGGUGGACAGUGGCUUCAGCAGCCAGCCAAUGGAGGAGCAGCAGGAGGAGGAGAUGGCCAAUCAGUGAGGAGCAGGAGGUGUCAUGUGAUCAUCUGAUGGGAUUGUUCUGCUGCAGGAGAAAACGGGUCGGAGCGCCGAGCCUGCAGCUCUUUGGACCCAUCUUCAUCAUCAUCAUCAUCAUCGUCUUCAUCGUGAUGAUGAACCAGCCAUAAUAAACUUUGACUUUUAUUUAUAUUUUAUUGCCUGUUGGACUCAGCCAUCUUCACACCAAUGAUCUGAGAGACUAAACUGGAAUUUCCUGCUUUCUGUCAGGUGUUUGAAUGCAGCGCUGCUCUUCCUCACCUGUGAGGCGAGGAAGAGUAGCGAAGCCCAAAAUAUUGUUAAAUGUUGUAAAAACGAAUAAAAUGUUUCCUUAAAGCAGAAUAAAUGCUGUUAAACCGC